AUGAGAGACGAGCCGUGGAUGUACGACCACGAAUACUGGACCAUUCGUUCAGCUUACCACCAGCCUUUUCAUCAGACCCUCCGCCUCACCAGACCCUCCGCCUACCCUUUCGCCCACCUCUCCGCAAGGCCUUUCUUCCACCCUCCCACCAUCGCACCAGCCGUCACGUCAGCCCUUCUCCAGCAGGCCUUCCGCAAUCCACCAUGCCGCCCAUCUCCGUCCCCUCUCCCUCCAGGCUCAGACAUCCGUGUCUGUGCUCAACAUCUAGAGCACGCGUCCCAGUUAGCUGCCACCAAUACCCACCACCCUACCGGUGAGGUGAACGCCGUAGGCGGACGCAGUUUUGAUCUCACUGCCGGAGCGCCUUCGCCUGGGCGCACUCAGAAGACCAACGCCGGACAGGAGGCCCCCGAGGCCAAGGCCACCGAGCAGGUUGUCAAUGACGGCAAGGAGAGUAGAGACAAGACCUCCCAAAGGACCAUCCAGGUGGAGAGAGGCAAGGAGGCCUCGAAUGGUGCCCUCGAGGCCCUUGACAGCGCUGAGGCCAUCAUUGGUUCCGGUGCCCCGCCUCCACCUCCACUUUCGAGGUCCACCCGUACACCCGUCGAGACUCGUUUCUGA
Trichosporon asahii var. asahii CBS 2479 is the source of this 621-nucleotide messenger RNA. RefSeq lists its product as uncharacterized. Bases 1 to 621 code for a protein of 206 amino acids. Lineage: Eukaryota; Fungi; Basidiomycota; Tremellomycetes; Trichosporonales; Trichosporonaceae. The transcript is spliced from 3 exons. The record is from RefSeq and is a predicted model, not a curated record.